AGAACAAACACCUAACAGGAGGAGACUCACUCAUGGCCUAUGAGACAGAGGAUCAGGAGACUCAAUACUGCUUUCCUGACAUCAACUCAUCAUGUUUGAAGGAAAAUCGCUCAAGUGAUGAAUAUAACAUCAUAUAUUUGCUUGUGUCAUUGCUGUCAGCAUGGACUGUGUUUCUGAACCUGCUGGUGAUCAUCUCCAUCUCUCACUUCAAGAAGCUUCACACUCCAACCAACAUGAUUAUUCUCUCUCUGGCUGUAAAUGAUCUGCUUAUAGGACUCGUCAUGCCUAUAGAGGCCUUUAGACUAAUUGAGACGUGUUGGUACUUUGGAGACACUUUCUGUGGGCUCUAUUUAUUCUUUGUUACAUUACUUCUCUCAGCAUCUCUUGGCAGUUUAGUUUUAAUUGCUGUUGAUCGUUAUGUGGCUGUGUGUCACCCUCUACUGUACACACAGAAAAUAACCAUGACUAAAACAUUCUGUUUGAGUAUCUGUCUGAGCUGGGUUUGCUUUUCAGCUUAUCUUACUGGCCUGAUAAAUAUUAAUAAUCAAGAUUUUGACACUUCACACAGAACAGAUGUGUGUUACGGACAGUGUAUAAUCAUGAUAACAUUUAGUUGGAUACUCACUGAUCUGUUUGUGUCUUUUAUUUUUCCUUGCACUCUGAUCUUCACUUUAUAUUUGAGGAUUUUCUAUGUUGUUCAUCAGCAAGUGAAGGUUAUAAACUCUCUGAUGAAGGGUGGUAAAUGUGUAACGGAGGGUUCAGUGGAGAGGAAAUCUGAGAGUAAAGCUGCUUUGACUUUAGGAAUCAUUGUAUUAGUUUAUCUGCUUUGCUAUAUUCCUUACUAUAUCUGUUCUCUAACUGUAAACUCUUCCACAGCUUUGAAUGUUUUAAUAUGGAUUGUGUAUUCUAACUCGGGUAUGAAUCCUCUGGUUUAUGCUUUGUUUUACCCCUGGUUUAAAAAGACAGUUAAACUCAUUUUAACUUUGAAAAUAUUUCAGCAGGCAUCCUCUCUAAUCAAUAUUUUUACGGAACAUUAAUUAUAAUUACUUUUAAUGCUGUCGCUAAUAUAGAAGUAAUAUUUGAUUUCUAUUUGUAGUUUUUAAUACUCAUUUUAUAUCACACAUCGCUUAUUUCAACUUGUAAGAUUGAUCUUCAAGUAAACUUAUGAUGUUGACCUACUGCUGUUAAACCAACAAAGAUGUGUGACAGCGGUAU
Molecule: messenger RNA, 1215 nt
Organism: Danio rerio (zebrafish)
Lineage: Eukaryota; Metazoa; Chordata; Actinopteri; Cypriniformes; Danionidae
Source: RefSeq, a predicted model, not a curated record